Molecule: messenger RNA, 1646 nt
Organism: Pterocles gutturalis (yellow-throated sandgrouse)
Lineage: Eukaryota; Metazoa; Chordata; Aves; Pterocliformes; Pteroclidae
Gene: TPCN2
Product: two pore segment channel 2
Exons: 18
Biological process (GO): transmembrane transport; monoatomic ion transport
Cellular component (GO): lysosomal membrane
Molecular function (GO): voltage-gated channel activity; monoatomic ion channel activity
Source: RefSeq, a predicted model, not a curated record
CUACUGGAGCUGAUAAUGACCUCUAUAUAAACCAAGCCAUAGUAUUUAUUGAAGAUGCAAUACAGUAUCGAUCUAUAAAUCACCGUGUGGACUCCAAAUCCCUGUGGCUUUAUCGAUGGUACUAUUCAAGAACUUGCCAGUGGAUUUUGAGUUUAACCAUUACUGUAAUCCUGGCUUUGGCUUUCGUUGAAAAGCCUUCUUCACUUACUAUCACGUCAGAUGUACGAUACCGCCUUCCUGCGUGGAAUCCUCCCUGUGGCCUAAUGGAAAGCAUUGAGCUGCUUUGCUUUCUUGUGUUCUUGGUUGAUGUAUCCGUGAAGAGUUACUUAAUUGGAUGGGAAGAAUUUUGGAAAAAUAAAUGGCUGGUCGCUUAUAUACUGACAUUAAUUGUUUCCCUUGCUGAUUGGGUUGUAUCUCUGAGUUUUUUCUGCACAGAGAAUGUGAGAAUAAGAAGAAUUCUUCGUCCUUUCUUUCUCCUUCAGAAUUCUUCUAUGAUGAAGAAAACAUUAAAAAGUAUCAACAGCACAUUGCCUGAAAUGGCAAGUGUUGUUCUACUACUAGCUGUCCAUCUGUCUCUCUUUACCAUGUUUGCCAUGCUGCUGUUUGCUCGAACGAAGGAUGGCCAGCAGGAUAAGGAGUGGGUGGGCUAUUUCCGGAAUUUGCCGGAUUCAUUGACGUCACUGCUGGUCCUGCUAACUACUGCAAAUAAUCCCGAUGUGAUGAUUCCUGCAUAUUCUCAGAAUCGAGCAUAUUCACUCUUCUUCAUACUCUUUACUGUAUUAGGCAACUUGUUUCUGAUGAACUUGCUUACAGCAAUAAUAUACAACCAGUUUCGAGGUUACCUUCUGAAAUCAGUUCAGUCCUCCCUCUUCAGGAGGCGACUAGGAAUCCGGGCUGCGUUUGAAGUGCUUUCUUCCCUGAAAGAGACUCCUGCUAAUGCACAACAGUCUUAUGUCAGCGUUGGGGCCUUACUACAAGUGCUGCAGAAGGUUGAAAUGGAUUCUCGCUGCAAGCAAGCCAUCAUGAGAUCACUCAAAAUGUGCUCCUGUGACCAGCUGUCAGCUGCCCAGUUUCAGAAGCUCUUUGAAGAACUAGACAAAGAUGCUAUUAAGCAACAUCCUCCCAGUCCAGAGUACCAAUCCCGUUUUAUGCAGAAAAUGCAGUUUGCCUUUGGCCAUCCCUACUUUGGCUACUUGGGGAAUGUUGUAGCCCUUGCAAACAUUAUUUCUAUCUGUGUGGUUUUGGUGAUGGAUGCAGAUAAGCAGCCAUCUGAAAGAGAUGACUUCUUCCUGGGGGCUAUCAACUGCUUCUUCAUCCUGUACUAUCUGCUGGAAAUGUUGCUGAAAAUCUUAGCAAUGGGCUUGAAAAGAUACUUGUCAUACCCAAGCAAUAGAUUUGAUGGACUUCUAACUGUAAUUUUGCUGGUUUUAGAGAUUGCAACUUUUGCUGUGUAUGGAUUUCCUCAUCCUGGUUGGAGACCCGAAUUCAUGGGCUUGUUAUCCCUGUGGGAUAUGGUGCGAUUGGUGAACAUGUUAAUUGUGUUCAGGUUCCUGCGGAUUAUUCCUAAUAUGAAGUUCAUGGCUUUGGUUGUUACUACAUUGCUGGAUCUGGUGAAAAACUUGAGAGCCUUUGCAGGAAUCCUUGUG